AUGGCUCCCGCUAUCGUCUCAGACAUUGAGCUCCCGGCCAAUGUGCCCGAGUCGCAAGAAACACCCGCCUCAAAAGCGUCAACCUACAAGCUCUUCUCACUUGAGAACAAGACCGUCGCCAUCACAGGUGGAGCUCGUGGUUUAGGUAUCACUCUGGCCAUCGCUGUGGUUGAAGCCGGUGGCAGCGUAGCCUGUUUAGACAUUCUCGAAGAGCCAUCGCAAGCAGAGUGGGCACAGCUCAACAAACUCGCCACAGCCAACAAAGUUUCCGUGUCGUACCGGAAAUGUGAUGUUACAGACGAGCAGUCUGUCGAGACAGCGAUGAAGGAGAUCGCAGCCGAAGCUGACAGGUUUGGAGCACCGUUCUGGGGGACCAUUGCCUGUGCUGGCAUCCAGCAGCAAAUUGCAGCUCUUGACUAUCCUGCUGCAGACUUUGACCGAAUUCUGCGAGUUAAUGUGACUGGUGUCUUCAACACUUGCAAAUAUGCUGCAAGAGUACUACGAGAAAAGAACAGUCCUGGAAGCAUUGGUCUUUCUUGCACAGCAUACAACUCUAGCAAAGCCGCAGUCCAGCAAAUGUGUCGAUCGGUCGCUCAGGAAUGGGGUCAAUACGGAAUUCGAGUCAACACGUUGUCUCCCGGCUACAUUCGAACUGCCAUGACGGAUCAGCUGCUACAAGAGAACCCCGAGGUCGAGAAGACAUGGAUGGCUGGUGCUCUUCUGGGACGUCUGGGUGCCCCCGAGGACUUCAAGGCGCCGGCGGUGUUUUUGCUGUCUGAGGGUGCCUCUUUCGUGACAGGGACGGACUUGCGCGUGGAUGGAGGCCACUGCGCAUCUGCAUAG
This is a messenger RNA of Fusarium poae, 843 nucleotides long. RefSeq lists its product as uncharacterized. Lineage: Eukaryota; Fungi; Ascomycota; Sordariomycetes; Hypocreales; Nectriaceae. Gene Ontology annotation, cellular component: intracellular anatomical structure. The transcript has 2 exons. The record is from RefSeq and is a predicted model, not a curated record. Bases 1 to 843 code for a protein of 280 amino acids. Gene Ontology annotation, molecular function: oxidoreductase activity, acting on NAD(P)H, oxygen as acceptor.